UCAUUUCCAAAAAGAAAAGAAAAAAAGCAUGGAAACCUCCAUUCACUUUUUCAUCACCCUUUUCUUCUUCAUCUCUGCUCCUCUUCCCUUUGCUAUGUCCGCACCAUUCACAAAUCUCUCUCUCUCAUUCCCCAUCUUCUACAACUCCUCCCAGCCUUCAUCAAUUCAACCACAAGGAUCUGUUGGAACCUCCUUCACGUAUAGGAAGGCUCUCUUUCUCUCAAUAACCAUAGGCACCCCACCUCAGACUCAACCAGUACUUCUCGACACCGGAAGCGAACUGUCGUGGUUGCUCCAUAGCGUUUCCAGAACCUCAGCUUAUAAUCCUUCUCUCUCGUCUUCCUUCUCUUAUCUUCGCUGCAAAAAUCAUCUAUGCAAGGAUUUUGAUUCUGCCGUUUGCGGCCAAAGAAAUAGGUGUGGCUAUUCUUUCUCAUAUGCAGACGGAACGGUAGGGGAGGGAGAAAUCGGUACAGAAGUCAUGGCUCUCUCUAAAAACUUUGUGAUCAAUUCCCUGGUAUUUGGUGUUCAGAAAAUCUCAUCAGACCCACUUCGAGGAAUUCUUGGUCUCAACAGGGGCCAACUAUCUUUCAUCUCUCAAUCCAAGGUCCCAAAAUUCUCUUACUGCAUUCCUAAUCAUGGCUCUGAAGGCACAUUUUACAUAGGAACGAACCCGAAUUCGAACUCUUUUCGCUACACCAAGCUGCUGACCUCAAAUGACAACUUGCCUUACUUCGACCACACUGCAUACACACUGAAUUUGCAUGGAAUCCGACUCGGCAAGAAGCGUUUGCCGCUGGAGAGAUCGGUCUUCCAACCGGAUCAUACUGGGGCCGGGCAAACGAUUAUCGACUCCGGGACCCAAUAUUCUUACAUGACAGGGACCAUCUAUGGAGCUCUCAAAACUGAGUUCAUGUCUCAAAAUGUGAAGUACGAGAGGUGGAUCAAGAGUGGGUAUGUGCAUGAGGAUGUCUUGGACUUAUGCUAUGAGAUGAAUGGAGGAGAGGUAGAGGGUUUCCUUAAGAGCAUCAACCACUUAUUUUUAGAAUUUGGGGAUGGAGUUGAAAUGAAGUUAGGUGGACUAAACCUGUUGCAUGAGGUUAUGUCUGGGAUUUGGUGCUUUACCUUUGGGAACUCGGAUUAUCUUGGUUCAGAGAUUAACAUAAUUGGGAAUCACCAUCAACGUAACAUGUGGGUGGAGUAUGAUGCUCAAAACUAUCGCCUUGGCUUUGCUCCUGCACGUUGCUAGAGAAACAGGGAGAUUUGUGAAAGUCAUGGUGCAGUUUCUAUGAAGUUAAUUCCAAUAAGUCAAGGUAAACUAAAAGAAAAAAAGAAAAUAAAUGAGAAUUUCCACCAGUCCAAGCCUUAUGAACCAUUAUGUGCGGUGUUUAA
Amborella trichopoda is the source of this 1389-nucleotide messenger RNA. Its product is annotated as aspartic proteinase PCS1. The record is from RefSeq and is a predicted model, not a curated record. Gene Ontology annotation, biological process: proteolysis. Gene Ontology annotation, cellular component: extracellular region. Gene Ontology annotation, molecular function: aspartic-type endopeptidase activity. NCBI's taxonomy places the organism in Eukaryota, Viridiplantae, Streptophyta, Magnoliopsida, Amborellales, Amborellaceae.